This is a messenger RNA of Procambarus clarkii (red swamp crayfish), 3748 nucleotides long. RefSeq names its product polyubiquitin-C-like. Gene Ontology annotation, cellular component: cytoplasm; nucleus. Gene Ontology annotation, biological process: protein ubiquitination; modification-dependent protein catabolic process. NCBI's taxonomy places the organism in Eukaryota, Metazoa, Arthropoda, Malacostraca, Decapoda, Cambaridae. Gene Ontology annotation, molecular function: protein tag activity; ubiquitin protein ligase binding. The record is from RefSeq and is a predicted model, not a curated record.
GGGAGAGUGCGCAUGCGCGGCAGGGUGUCACGUGACCAAGGGUAUAUAUAGUGGUGACGGGGCGAAACUGCGACAUAAGUGCGGCUGCCGCGACGCAGAGAGCAAGUGUGUGUUAAAAGGACGACUAUAUUUGGAGUUUUCUUGUAUCGCUAUUCUGGUGCACAAUGCAGAUCUUUGUCAAAACGCUUACUGGGAAAACUAUUACACUAGAAGUUGAGCCUUCGGACACAAUUGAAAAUGUAAAGGCAAAGAUCCAGGAUAAGGAAGGCAUCCCUCCAGACCAGCAGAGGUUGAUCUUUGCUGGCAAGCAGCUGGAAGAUGGUCGUACCCUCUCCGACUACAACAUUCAGAAGGAAUCUACACUUCACUUGGUUCUGAGACUGCGAGGUGGUAUGCAGAUUUUCGUGAAAACUCUCACUGGAAAGACCAUCACUCUGGAGGUUGAGCCAUCAGACACCAUAGACAAUGUAAAGGCAAAGAUCCAGGAUAAGGAAGGUAUUCCACCAGACCAGCAGAGGUUGAUCUUUGCUGGCAAGCAGUUGGAAGAUGGUCGUACACUCUCCGACUACAAUAUUCAGAAGGAAUCUACACUUCAUUUAGUGCUUCGUCUGAGAGGUGGUAUGCAGAUCUUCGUGAAGACCCUCACAGGGAAAACCAUCACCCUGGAGGUAGAGCCUUCAGACACAAUUGAGAAUGUGAAAGCAAAAAUCCAGGAUAAGGAAGGGAUCCCCCCAGACCAGCAGAGGUUGAUCUUUGCUGGCAAGCAGCUGGAAGAUGGUCGUACUCUCUCUGAUUACAAUAUUCAGAAGGAAUCUACACUACACCUGGUUCUGAGACUGCGAGGUGGUAUGCAGAUUUUCGUGAAAACCCUCACUGGAAAGACAAUUACCCUGGAGGUCGAGCCUUCUGAUACAAUUGAGAACGUAAAGGCAAAAAUCCAAGAUAAGGAAGGCAUCCCUCCAGACCAACAAAGGUUGAUCUUUGCUGGCAAGCAGCUGGAAGAUGGUCGUACCCUCUCCGACUACAACAUUCAGAAGGAAUCUACACUUCACUUGGUGCUUCGUCUGAGAGGUGGUAUGCAGAUUUUCGUGAAGACCCUCACUGGAAAGACAAUUACCCUGGAGGUUGAGCCUUCAGAUACCAUAGACAAUGUAAAGGCAAAGAUCCAGGAUAAGGAAGGUAUCCCCCCAGACCAGCAGAGGUUGAUCUUUGCUGGCAAGCAGCUGGAAGAUGGUCGUACUCUCUCUGAUUACAAUAUUCAAAAGGAAUCCACUCUUCACCUGGUUCUAAGAUUGAGAGGUGGUAUGCAGAUCUUUGUGAAGACCCUCACUGGAAAGACAAUUACCCUGGAGGUUGAGCCUUCGGAUACAAUCGAGAAUGUAAAGGCAAAAAUUCAGGAUAAGGAAGGUAUUCCACCAGACCAACAGAGGUUGAUCUUUGCUGGCAAGCAGCUGGAAGAUGGUCGUACCCUCUCCGACUACAAUAUUCAGAAGGAAUCCACACUUCACUUGGUUCUGAGGCUGCGAGGCGGUAUGCAGAUCUUCGUUAAGACCCUCACUGGAAAGACCAUCACCCUUGAAGUUGAGCCUUCAGACACCAUAGACAAUGUAAAGGCAAAGAUUCAGGAUAAAGAAGGUAUCCCACCAGAUCAACAAAGGUUGAUCUUUGCUGGCAAGCAGCUGGAAGAUGGUCGUACUCUGUCCGAUUACAAUAUUCAGAAGGAAUCUACACUUCACUUGGUUCUGAGGCUGCGAGGUGGUAUGCAGAUCUUUGUGAAGACCCUCACUGGAAAGACAAUUACCCUGGAGGUUGAGCCUUCGGAUACAAUCGAGAAUGUGAAGGCAAAAAUUCAGGAUAAGGAAGGUAUUCCACCAGACCAGCAAAGAUUGAUCUUUGCUGGCAAGCAGUUGGAAGAUGGUCGUACUCUCUCCGACUAUAAUAUUCAAAAGGAAUCCACACUUCACCUGGUUUUAAGAUUGAGAGGUGGUAUGCAGAUCUUCGUGAAGACCCUCACAGGAAAGACAAUUACCCUGGAGGUUGAGCCUUCAGACACAAUUGAGAAUGUAAAGGCAAAAAUUCAGGAUAAGGAAGGUAUUCCACCAGACCAACAGAGGUUGAUCUUCGCUGGGAAGCAGCUGGAAGAUGGUCGUACUCUCUCUGAUUACAAUAUUCAGAAGGAAUCUACACUUCACUUAGUGCUUCGUCUGAGAGGUGGUAUGCAGAUCUUUGUGAAGACCCUCACAGGGAAGACCAUCACCCUGGAGGUUGAGCCUUCAGACACCAUUGAGAAUGUAAAGGCAAAAAUCCAGGAUAAGGAAGGUAUCCCACCAGACCAGCAGAGGCUGAUCUUUGCUGGCAAGCAGUUGGAAGAUGGUCGUACCCUCUCAGACUAUAACAUUCAGAAAGAGUCUACCUUGCAUCUAGUUCUUCGGCUCCGUGGUGGAAUGCAGAUCUUCGUCAAAACGCUUACUGGGAAAACUAUUACACUAGAAGUUGAACCUUCGGACACAAUUGAAAAUGUAAAGGCAAAGAUCCAGGAUAAGGAGCGCAUCCCUCCAGACCAACAAAGGUUGAUCUUUGCUGGCAAGCAGCUGGAAGAUGGUCGUACUCUCUCCGACUACAAUAUUCAAAAGGAAUCCACACUUCACUUGGUUUUAAGACUGCGAGGUGGUAUGCAGAUCUUCGUGAAAAUAAUCACUGGAAAGACCAUCACUCUGGAGGUCACGCCUUCGGAUAAAAUUGAGAAUGUGCAGGCAAGGCUUCAGGAUAAGGCAGACAUCCCACAAAACCAGCAGAGGUUGAGCUUUGCUGGCAAGGCGCUGGAAGAUUAUCGUACCCUUUCAUACUACAAUAAUCAAAAUCAAUCUACACUUCACUUGCGUCUAAAACUGCGAGGCGGUAUAAAGAGCUUUGUGACGGCUCUCACAGUGAAGACCAUCACCCUGCAGGUUAAGCUUUCAGACACCAUAGACAAUGUAAAAGCAAUGAUCCAGGAUAAGGAAGGUAUCCCUCCAGACCAGCAGAGGUUGAUCUUUGCUGGCAAGCAGCUGGAAGAUGGUCGUAACAUUGUAUACAACCGUAUUCCAGAGAAAGCUACACUUCACUUAGUGUCUCGUCAAAGAGGCGCUAUGCAGCUCUUUGUGAAAACCCUCACUGGAAAGACGAUUACCCUGGGGGUUGAGCCGUCGCAUACAACUAAGAAUGUGAAGACAAAGAUUAAGGAUUAGGAAGGUAUCCCUCCAGACCAGCAGAGGUUGAUCUUUGCUGGCCAGCAGCUGGAAGAUGGUCGUACAUUCUCCGACUACAAUAUUCAAAAGGAAUCCACACUUCACCUGGUUUUAAAACUGCGAGGUGGUAUGCAGAUCUUCGUGAAAACAAUCACUGGAAAGACCAUCACUCUGGAGGUCACGCCUUCGGAUAAAAUUGAGAAUGUGAAGGCAAAGCUUCAGGGUGAGGCAGGCAUCCUACCACACCAGCAGUUGUUGGUUUUUGCUGGCAAGCAGCUGGAAGAUGGUCGUACCCUCUCCGACUACAAUAUUCAGAAAGAGUCUACCUUGCAUCUAGUUCUUCGGCUCCGUGGUGGACACUGAAAUGCUGUCUUUGUAAAGUUUAUAAUUCAAAGAUAUGCUUGUGGCUUAAAUUUGCACCUUACAAACCCCUUUCAUUUGUAGAUGGAUAUUUCUUUUGUAGAUUUUUUUUUUUACUUUUUAUAAUGUGCUAGAUGAGCCAAAUAAAUUGGCUAAACAUU